Messenger RNA from Aaosphaeria arxii CBS 175.79, 1699 nucleotides. Its product is annotated as UPF0187-domain-containing protein. The record is from RefSeq and is a predicted model, not a curated record. The coding region runs from base 74 to 1450 and encodes 458 amino acids. Gene Ontology annotation, molecular function: chloride channel activity. NCBI's taxonomy places the organism in Eukaryota, Fungi, Ascomycota, Dothideomycetes, Pleosporales. The transcript has 5 exons.
ACUGCUGGGCAGUUGCUUGCAUUCCAAUCGAUUCAUUCGACUGUUGGACGCGUGGGAGCGUGAUUUCACAGUCAUGGCUGCCUCCACGUCUACUGAGGGUGGGAAAACACUCAGGCCUGCUGAGCUUGAGAUCCCUGCCGUACGACCCGUCCCUACACGGGUAGAUACCAAUGGCACAGAUAUCGACGACUACUUUGUUGGUCCUCGUGACAUGUCUAAGCACUCCAAAUGGCCCUUCUUCCUUCGAAUGCACGGCUCAGUGCUUCCUAAAAUGAUUCUCCCGUUAUGUGUCGUUUCUCUCUGGUCUUCACUCAUCACUUGCAUUUGCGAAUUCGUUUACCCUCUCAAGGUAAACAGCUUGUUGCUCACUGUUCUCGGUUUCGUCGUCGGUAUGGCCAUCUCCUUCCGAACGUCCUCCGCAUACGAACGUUACACUGAGGGUCGAAAGUAUUGGGCACAGUUGGUUCUCGUCAGCCAGAAUUUGGCAAGGACCAUCUGGGUGCAUGCACCAGAACGUGAAGGCGAGUUUGCUAAAGAUGACUUGCUUGCUAAAGUGAGCGCUCUCAACCUCAUUGUCGCUUUCUCCCGGUCCCUCAUGCACAAGAUUCGAUUCGAGCCCGGUAUCGACUAUGACCGCCUCCGUGAACGCAUUGACUACUUGGACACCUUCGCCAAGGCUGCCGAAGCCCAUAUUCCCAAGCAGAAGGAAUAUGGCAAGAUGAAGGCUGUCGGCGAGUACCUUGGUGUAACCUUCGCCGAGUCCAACCCCAGGAAGCGGGUCAAGCGUUCUAAGAAGCCUCUCGGAAACUUGCCUCUUGAGAUUCUCACUCAUAUCUCCGCCUACAUCCACAGCCUGAUCGACAACGAAACCCUCAAGGUCCCCGCAUACCAGAAUCAAGCUGUCACAUCCACGGUAUUGCUCAAUGAGAUCCUCGUCGGUGUUGAGCGUGUUCUCCACACUCCCCUCCCCAUCGCUUACUCCAUCGCCAUCUCUCAAAUCACCUGGGUCUACGUCAUGAUGCUUCCCUUCCAGCUGUGGGCGCAACUUCGCUGGGUCACCAUCCCCGGCAGCAUCUUCGCCGCCUACAUCAUCCUCGGCAUUGCCGCCAUCGGACGCGAAAUCGAGAACCCCUUCGGCAACGACGUCAACGACCUGCCCCUCGAGGCCUUCUGCGAGGAACUGGAAAUGGACCUCGACAUCCUCAUGUCCCAGCCGGCUCCCGUGCCCCGCGAGUUCAUGAAGCGCAACGACAACAUGCCCCUCUACCCGCUCGACCCCAGCGGCUACAACUUCUGGAGCGAGAGGAGCAAGGCCGCCAUCCGCGAGGCGUUGAUGACCAAGACGAAGGCAGACAUGCGCGUCCGACGGAGUAUCAAUCCCGCGAGGCCAAGCGUCGCCGAGGAGAAACAGCCUGGUCCUGCCAACGAACACCAUGUUCACGCGGCGUAAAUAAUCCCUUCCCAAGCCCAUCCUUGCGGAUUCGAUUAUUCGUUCGGCAGAAGAGACGUUUUCAACAAGUAACAUAAAAUUGAUCCCACUCACAUGGUUCAGGGUCUGGUCGGCGUUCCACUCUCCCUCUCCCUAUAUCCCCACUUUAGCGUUUCCUCUCCCUAUCUCCACCUUCAAGUUCUCACCCCCCUAAAUGAACGGAUGGAACUACUUUCACCGAUCCUACUGGUUGCUUUUCUCUUAUUUUUU